CGCAAACUGUUAAGGACAUCGUAUUCUGAAAUUUCAAGGACAAGAUACACAUAUAAUUUUAUUUGAAUGCAUUAAGAAAUCUUCGGCCCUGCUAUUAGAUGUGGAAGGUUUUCUGACUGACAAUGGAUGGUGUCCUACAGAGAAUACUGACCAUCCUGUUAAGCGUGGAAUACAUUACAGGAAACUUAGGAAAUGGAUUCAUAGCAGUGGUGAACCUCAUGGACUGGGUCAAGAGAAGAAAGAUGUCUUCAGUGAAUCAAAUCCUCACUGCUUUGGCAAUCUUCAGAAUUGCUUUUCUCUCGUUUCUCUUCCUCGAGUGGUGGGUAUCUUACCCAGAUUUACUAGGGAGUGCAGUGAUGUCGCGAGUGACUUCUAUUACCUGGAUGGUGACCAGUCAUUUCAGCAUGUGGCUUGCUACCAGUCUCAGCAUCUUUUAUUUUCUGAAGAUAGCCAACUUUUCUAACUCUACUUUUCUUUACCUAAAGUGGAGAGUUAAAAAGGUGGUUUCAGUGACCUUGCUGGGGUCUCUGGUUCUCUUGUUCUUAGAUAUCUUCGUAAUGGAAAUAUGCCAUAAUGAAUGGAUCGCUGUAUAUGCGACAAACAUAUCUUCCAGUUCCAGUUCUCAUAACUCUACACAGUUUUCCAUACUUCUUUUAUCCACCGAGACUGUGCUCAUGCUCAUACCCUUCGCGGUAUCCCUGACAUCUUUCCUGCUGCUCAUCUUCUCCCUGGGGAAGCAUCUGAAGAGGAUGCAGCACAAUGCCGGAGGGUCCAGAGACGCCAGCACCAUGGCCCAUAUGAAGGCCUUGAGAACUAUGAUUGCCUCUCUGCUGCUGUAUAUCACUUUCUAUCUCUCUCUUGUUGUACAUACUCGUUACCCAGCAUUUCCAAAGGCAAAUCUCACUGUUUCUUUCUUCUUGCUAUCUAUUCUAAUAGCUUUUCCCUUAGGUCACUCAUUUGUCUUGAUUCUGGGAACCUAUAACCUGAGACGGGCUUCUAUUGCGUUCCUGAUGUGGCUGAGGUGUUGUUCCAGAGUUAUGGAAUCCUUGGACCCAUAGACAUUUCAGCGAUCCUCCUGCAUGAGUUCCAGAAGUAAAGCAGAGAACAGA
Messenger RNA from Fukomys damarensis (Damara mole-rat), 1109 nucleotides. RefSeq names its product taste receptor type 2 member 14-like. Gene Ontology annotation, molecular function: G protein-coupled receptor activity; bitter taste receptor activity. The transcript has a single exon. Gene Ontology annotation, biological process: sensory perception of taste; G protein-coupled receptor signaling pathway; detection of chemical stimulus involved in sensory perception of bitter taste. Gene Ontology annotation, cellular component: membrane. The coding region runs from base 123 to 1058 and encodes 311 amino acids. NCBI's taxonomy places the organism in Eukaryota, Metazoa, Chordata, Mammalia, Rodentia, Bathyergidae. The record is from RefSeq and is a predicted model, not a curated record.